UCGCUCGAACAGGCCCUAAAUCGGCCAGUUGAUUCUACUCUAGAUGUUGCCCACCUCCGUGGAUUUCGCAACGACGCAGCAGGCAGGCAACUGCACACUGCGCUGGACGGGUCCAACUGCAGUUGUUGAGGGGUAAAGGCAGGCAGCUGGCGAGAUCGACUCUCUGAAAGCGCGAAGAGGCCUCAAGAUGAGCCAAAGCUUUUUUUGCCCCCGCGUCCCCCAGUCAGUCAGUCAGUCAGUCAGUCAGUCAGUCCCUCGACGGAAAGAGAGGUGGAGAGACGCGACCCAUCGACGGAAAGGAAGCAGCCCAGGAUUCAGGCCUCGCUCGGCAAGGCAGCCACCCACCAUCAUUCAUGGCUACAGCAGCACCACCACUUCAUCUUUAGGCCGCAACAGUCCUUUUCAGCAGUGACAUCCCUCACGCCGGCAUCGAGACCGGAUGUGGGUCGUAGAGGGCCAAUUCGACGGCGGUGCUGCCCGACGGAAGCUACUGAAGCCAUACAAGACGUACAAAGUCGGCCGAAAGGAGCCAGCCGAUCUCGUCCUUGCCUCCAAGACCGUCUCGCAGCUCACGACCGUCUUUGAGGUCGGUCCUUUCACAGAAGACGAUGUGACAGGGGACUACAGCAAGCGGCCUACUCUGACAUUGCGUAACGAGCAUGAGAAGAAGGCUCUGCAUGUCCUCAGAGCUGGACGAGGCAGCAAUCUAGAAGUAGCAGAAGGGACUGAAGGCGUGGUUGAUGAGGACAGGACCAUCGAGGAAGUGGCGCCGGGAGCGACGUGCCACUUGAGCGAGGGAGACGAUGUCUUGGUCACGAAUAAUAUUACCAUCAAUGUCAAAUGGUACGGAGGAGAGUUCCUAGCUGGCUUCAAGACAGACAAAGACGUUGUUGCGUCCAGGAUAGCCGGCUGUGCUCAGCUAGGUAUCCACCUCACCCGUGAUGUCAAGCUCUGGGUCAAGGGCGCUUCUCAUCUCUGCGUCGGGCAGGUCAAGAUGACCCCGACUGUGCUGCGUGCCGUAGCUUCACUCGCUCACAUCGUUACCAUUGACUACCUUGACGAGGUACUACGGCUUGGCUCGCUUACAGGCUCCGCUACGGAUCGGCCCUCCUUGGAGACGUCGUUCGAGCUUCCUAGCCCUGCCGACUACUUCCCUCAGUAUAUCAGUCCCGAGCUGUCUGCGGAGGAAGGAAAGCAGACACUGCAGCGCAAUCCAGCGCGAGCUCAGCUCUUUGCAGGCACAACUGCCCUUAUCAUCCAUACUGGAGACGAGCUCGACAGCCGAUGCAAGGUUGCCAAUGACUACAUACGAGCAGGUGGUGGACAGGCCGAGUUCCUCAGUUCGGACAUUGCCAACCUAUCGAGUGAGAGCGAGGCUCAAAGGACGCUCCUACCCUACAAGACCUCAGCACUGUCGUUCUUCUCCCGGACUCAUCAUGUUCAGAAUGCCCCUGAUGGUGGCCUUGUGGUCGUCGUGGUCGAUGGAGUGCAGUAUUCAGGAGAUGAGCCCUGGUACAAGAAUCUCGUCUUGGCCACAAGGAGCAUGGAGAUCAAGAUGCCUGAUGAGGGCAUCACAGCUUUGACGCUUAGCCUCAUCAAGUGUGAUUCUAGAGACCGCCUCAAUGUCACAGCUUCGCUCCCGGCUGGGAUAGCAACACCGCCGCAGGGGGACGUGGAUCAAGGAGCUCCACAGCCUCAGCUUAGUCCUACCGUCGCUCGAGAGCAGACCGAAGCAUCCUCAUCCAUACCUGAGCCGUCGAUGCCAAUACCGACGGGAGCUACUGCGGGCUCCGAACCCCCAGCACCGACACCUACCGAGGCCAGACCUGAACACAGUCCUCCAGCACCGACUGCUUCUUUUGCAAGCGCAUACACUCAAGACCCGGAGCCGCAGGGCAGCAAGAGGGGGGGAGACUUUGCAGAACCAAGACGACCUCUAAAGCGGAAGCCUCCCACCGGUCGAAGUAAUCCUUUCGACGCUCUCAUUGGUGGUAGUAAUAACAAUGAGAUGGGUAGUGCUCCGAUGGAUACCCAAGAGCCGGUGGUCGCUGCAGGUCCCUCCAAGGAGUCCACCAGAUCGGCAGAGGAGCACCCGAGUAGCAGCAUCUCCACUGCUGCUCUGCGUCGGAGGACAAAGGAUAGUCGGGCAGGUAGAAUGUCUUCUAUCUUCAGAGCAUCUUACGACCUCGAGGGUCCUGACGCGACUCAAGGCAGCAGUGUCAGCGACGAAAGCUUCCGCAAGAGCAAGCCCUUCCGUGCACUGCUUGAGGAAGAAGAUCAUCAGGCUUCGCAUUGUGCUAACGGUAUUCCGGUCAACGGUGGUGUUUCAUCAGACCCUCGGCGAGGUGACGAUGUCGCUGCGACCCCACUGACCGCUCGACCUGCCGAGGGCUCGCGGAAGAGGCGGGGAAGUCACGAAGACGUGGCUAUGGCCGAAGCAGAGACUCAGCUCCCUAGGAAGCGGCAAGCCGCGGGAGCAACGACCAUUCAACGCUCGCAAAGAGGACAGGAACCAGAGCCAGAACAGGACGAAGAGGAGGAGAGUCAAAGUGCUGCCGCUCUUAGCAGGCGAAAGAAGGAAAAGCAACAGCAGCAAGCUCAAGGCGGCGUCAUACGAGGCGGCGAUGGUCCUCGAGGCAAAGGCCUCAAUGAAGCUCCAGAUGACGAACCUCACUUCUUGCAAGCCUUGGCGACGCACAAGAAGGGCAAGAGAGCCCUCGAUGAAUUCGACAAAGAGUUCAACAACCUCAAACUCACCAAGCCUGCUACUACAAAAGGGAAGGGCCCGACGCCUAAUCCUCAUACUUACGUAGAAGACGAAGCGUACAAUGCUUGGAAGGCGACGGAGCUGGAUGACUUUGACAUGCCGGUGGGCAAUUACGUACAGGUGGACUAUGUCCCCCUCGUCUACAAGCGGCCCUCGAAUCCUGCGAAUUCAGAGAGCAGAAGUGAGUGGCGCGGUGUCCCCAACUUCAAAAAGUUCAAAUCGAAGGAACGCGGCCAGCGCAAGCCUAUGAUCAUGGACUUGACGGAGCAGCAGGACUAUGGCAUGGGCGACGAGUACCUCGAAAAGGUCAAGUUCGGUCUACAGGUCGCUGAAGAUCCAAGAGAUGAUAUGCCCACGACGAAGAUGAUUGGCUCUACGGUUCACCCAGCGAGGAAAGGUCCUGCGAAUAUCCUGGAUGCCUUGAGAGACUCGGACGACGAUGAAGACGACUAUGGAGUCGAGCGGCAGAGGUCAACGGCAAGGCCGGAGACUAGUAAACGGUCAGCUACCCAGCCUGCUGCAGCGAAAGUCAAGAGAGCCGCUGCUUCUACAUCUGCCCCGCAGCGGAGGCGACCAAAUCAUGCAGCAGUCCCCGAUGAUGAUGAGGAGGACGAGGACGAGUCUGCUCUGCCCGACCUGCGUAUCGCCAGACGAGUCGAGGACGCAGACUUUGACGAUUCCCUCGGUGGCGGCGGCGGCGGCGGCUCUGGAUCUCGUGACUACGCUUCUGGUGUCAGAGCCAAAGCAGGAGGGCGAGGACGUGCUCCUCAAAAUCACCUGCAGCUGCAGGGCUCAUCAGACGAGGAGGCUCAGCUGCCUCGUCAGGGCGGGAACGGAGCGACGAAGCGGAGGGCGAUGGACUUUUCUGAGCCUGAACAGGUGGACAGCGAUUCGGAUGGCGGGUUUCGCGGAUUCAAGGGGACGCAGAAGCGUGGUCCCGUCAAGAAGAAGGGUCGUAUCUGAGAUUGAGAUCGUUUCAAAUCAUACCAGCUGUCUUUUGCUUUCGCUACGUGUACAAUUCAAAAACAAGUCCAGUGGACUCGAUGGACUCUCCCACCCUACAUUCUGGCAUCACCGCGACCCUGUCCAGUGACCUGCUCCCUGAUCCACCACCAGACGUCCUCCAUUCCAACCUCCUCAC
This is a messenger RNA of Microstroma glucosiphilum, 3908 nucleotides long. RefSeq lists its product as hypothetical. The record is from RefSeq and is a predicted model, not a curated record. The coding region runs from base 440 to 3730 and encodes 1096 amino acids. Gene Ontology annotation, cellular component: Mre11 complex. Gene Ontology annotation, molecular function: damaged DNA binding. The transcript is spliced from 5 exons. Gene Ontology annotation, biological process: mitotic G2 DNA damage checkpoint signaling; double-strand break repair via homologous recombination. Lineage: Eukaryota; Fungi; Basidiomycota; Exobasidiomycetes; Microstromatales; Microstromataceae.